AUGUCAGAUAUGGUUCGAUGGAAAUUGUAUGUGAUCAAGACGUGCAAAGAUUUUUUGUGUACAUUGAUUCAAAAAUCGAGAUUUGCCACGCCGAAGUGGGCUGCCGAAGUCAGAUAUAGUGCGGUGAUGACCAAACCGCUCCUCAAGAUACCUAUCGAGGGACUGUAG
Molecule: messenger RNA, 168 nt
Organism: Plenodomus lingam JN3
Lineage: Eukaryota; Fungi; Ascomycota; Dothideomycetes; Pleosporales; Leptosphaeriaceae
Source: RefSeq, a predicted model, not a curated record